This is a messenger RNA of Syngnathus typhle (broad-nosed pipefish), 5934 nucleotides long. Its product is annotated as caskin-1-like. The transcript is spliced from 22 exons. Gene Ontology annotation, molecular function: protein binding. The record is from RefSeq and is a predicted model, not a curated record. NCBI's taxonomy places the organism in Eukaryota, Metazoa, Chordata, Actinopteri, Syngnathiformes, Syngnathidae. Bases 636 to 4412 code for a protein of 1258 amino acids.
GGGGCAAUUUUUAUGCAAAUUAGUGCAGAACGGCUGGCUCAUUUACACAUUUUUAGAAAAAGGCAGAUCAAACUUUUAUUUGUCUGUUGAAUUUCACACACGAUGGGUGGGAAGGCACUCCAGAGACCCAACUCAUUUGUAUACACGCAAUUAAAACCUCUGCUCUAUUGCAGCCGUUUUGUCCACUAGAGGGCAGAAAAACAUCAUAUAUUGUCAAUGUGCUGUGGAUAGAAAUGGUUGGGGGGUAACAAUAAGGUCAGGUGAUGACAGCAACUGGCGUGGCGCGUGUUCCUGUCGUGCGCGUGCCUGUCCAUCAUUUUGGCGCCAGGAGGGAGCGCGCGCCCCCUGCGCGUGCGUGACACGUGAGCUGGGAGGAGGGCGCUCGAGAGCUCCACCGCCGCGUACAGCCGGUGAAAUCCACGCAAGCACUCACACACACGCGGGUCGAAUUGCCGAAACGCUGAAAGGGACGGAAUCGGUGGCGGACCGCUUGGGCCCCGAAUUGGAGCAUCUCUGUCCCCCGGGCUGCACCUGGUUCCCUCGCGCGCCUCUGCUCCAGAGGGAGGCCCCGAGCGGCGACGGGAUGUAGCACGGAUUAACGGCGGAGGAGAGCGGCGGGACGUGGAGUGAAGGACAUGGGGAAGGACCAGGAGCUUCUCCAGGCCGUCAAGACCGAGGACUUGCUGACAGUUCAGCGCCUCCUGCAGAGACCUCGGCCCGGGAAAGCCAAGCUCCUCGGAGCAGCCAAGAGGGUGAACGUCAACAUUCAGGAUGCAGAUGGGUUGUCGCCUCUGCAUCAUGCUGCUCUGAGUGGCAAUAAGGAGAUGAUCUCUCUGCUGCUGGAGGCUCAGGCAGCCGUGGACAUUAAAGACAAUAAAGGGAUGCGUCCUCUGCAUUACGCCGCCUGGCAAGGCAAGACUGAACCACUGAAAAUGCUGCUGAAGGCGGGCUCGUCCGUCAACGGACAGUCGGACGAAGGACAGAUCCCUCUCCACCUGUCUGCUCAGCACGGACACUAUGAUGGGUCGGAGAUGUUGCUGCAACACCAGUCCAACACGUGUAUCUCGGACACCGCGGGAAAAACGCCGCUGGACCUAGCCUGUGAAUUUGGACGUGUCGCAGUGGUUCAGCUCCUGCUCAGCAGCAACAUGUGCGCCGCCAUGCUGGAGCCCAAACCCUCCGACCCUAACGGGGUGUCGCCUCUUCAUCUCGCCGCCAAGAACGGACACAUGGACGUAAUACGGUUGCUGAUUCAGGCCGGCAUUGAUAUCAACAGACAGUCCGAGUCUGGUACAGCUCUGCAUCAGGCUGCCCUCUGUGGGAAGACAGAGGUAGUGCGCCUCCUGCUGGAAAGCGGGAUCAGUGCCGGAGUGAGGAACACUCUGAGUCAAACCGCACUGGACAUUGUGAACCAGUUCACCACCACUCAGGCCAGCCGUGAGAUCAAGCAACUCCUCAGAGAUGCGUCUGCUGCCAUGCAGGUGCGAGCGCUGAAGGACUACUGCAACAACUACGACCUCACCAGCCUCAACAUCAAAUCGGGAGACAUUAUUACGGUUUUGGAGCAGCACUCGGACGGCCGGUGGAAAGGGUGCAUUCACGAUAACCGCACAGGAAAUGACCGCGUGGGCUACUUCCCGUCCAACAUGGUGGAAGUCAUCAAGAGGGCAGGUUCACGGACCACGGAGCUGAGUCCUCAGGGUUCUCCUACUUUGGGCCAGCAGAGCAGCACGAGUGAGGACAUCUGGGUGCUGCGCAAACCGCUGGCAGGGGGCGAACGCAGCGGCAGCGUGGGCAGCCUCGGAAGCGCCAGGUCGUCCAGCAGCCUGCAGGGCUCGGGGAACACGCACGUCUUGACCACGCCCGCACCCAGCCCUCAUCCGGCACCGACGCCGGGGGUCAACACGCAUGGCCUUAACGCUCCGGGCCUGCAUGCGCAAGCUGAGGGGGUCAAGCUCCUGGCCACCGUCCUGUCCCAGUCGGUAAAAGCCAAGGAGCAUCUCUUGGAGCAGUCGCAGUCCAUCGAGCAAUCAGCGAGUUCUUCAACUUCCAAUGUUCACGAGCAGCGGCCAUUCGAGCGCAAGACCGAGGAAGACGAUGGGAAAAAGCAGGCAGUGGUGGCAUGGCUGGGUGAGUUUCAGCUGCAGUUCUACACCACCCACUUCCUCACGGCGGGAUAUGAUCUAGACACCGUUAGCCGCAUGACCCCUGAGGACAUGACGGCCAUCGGGGUGAUGAAGCCAGGACAUCGGAAGAAGUUAAUGUCGGAGAUCAGCAAGUUGCCCUCGGAUUGGCUGCCGGACCACAAGCCCGCCAAUUUGGCGGAUUUCCUUUCUCACUUGAGUCUCAGUCAGUACUACCAGGUCCUGGUGCAGAACGGUUAUGAAAACAUCGACUUCAUCUCCGACAUCAGCUUGGAGGAUCUUCAGGAGAUCGGUAUUUCCAAACUUGGCCACCAGAAGAAGCUGAUGUUAGGAGUGAAGAGACUGAAGGACUUACAGAGAGGAAACAUCAGUCCAGAGGCCCGACAGAGUCCGUCCACACCUCCAUCCAGCCCAGGCGGCGGCAGCGUCUCGGAGCCCCGGACAGAGGCGAGGAAACAGCGGGAGGGUGGUUCUAGCCCGUUAGCGAAACCACGCCCGAGUGUCUCUCAAAAUUCCCCCACGCAAACUCCGCCACAAACCCCCACGCACGCUCAAAACCAGCAGGCCUCUCCGAGGGCUCGCCCGCGACCUUCCACCCGGCAGGCGACGGCGGCGGAUUCGCCUGUGCCGACGCUCCGGCUACCCAGCGAGGAGGAGGAGCGACGGAGAACUCACAGUCUGAUUGGCCCCGAAACAGACUCGCGCUACGCCACCGUGUGCCGCAGCAGUUCCGCCCGCAGCCCCGCGGUCGCCAACGACGUCACCGUUAACCGCAGCCAGUCGUCGGUCACACUCCGCCCUCGCCGGAAAGGUCGGCCGCCGACGCCGCCCAAGCGCUCCUGCUCUUCCAUCACCGGGCCUGACGGGGAGGGAGAAGGACCGGGGGAGGGGCUCCUCGGCCUGCCAACUUUUAGAGAGAGGCGAGCCAGCGACUGCGGCAGCCUGGGCUCGGCUUUAAGAGCUCAGGAGUCGGCGGGCCUGGAGAGGUCAGAGGGGGCUUCUGGAAGCGUGCGCAGCCUCGCCGCCAUGCUCGAGACGUCCAUUGUGAGCGGAGCCAAAACCCUGCCGAGGAAUCUGGGAAGCAGCCCCAACUACCUGCAGGUGAGCCCCCCGACACUCCGUCGCCAGACCGGCUCAGGCGGCCUUGGAUCAGAAGAUGAUGACGUCCUGAAUCGACGCAGGACCAUCAGUGGACCAGAAGGCAACGAGGAGGCCCCUCCGCUACCGGCUCAGCAACGUCCAGAACCGCGGCCCCGCUCAACUAUCAUCUCCUCCACCGCCGAAAUCUCAGACGGCUCGGCGACACUUCGGAGGAGACCUCGCCCUUCUCCGACGGACCCCGUAGCGCCCGUGUCUCCCACCGUCGUCACCAUGACAACCGGCUCCGACACAAUACGCAGGAGGCAUCGCGUGGCUGAGCAAUCAGAAGGCCAAAUAAGCAAUAAUCAAUCCGAUUCUUCUAAAAGUCCCAGCGACGGCUGCCAGCAGCAGAACGGUGGCGUGGUUCUGAGGCGGAGGCCCGUGUCGGAAGCAUCAGACGGGACGGAGAAGAGCUGUGAGUGGAUGGAAGCCAGGAAGUCCUUAAAGCCACCGGUCUCGCCCAAACCUUCCUCAGUGACGCUGAGAAAGACGCAAGCUGACCCUCCAACCCCGACCCGACGGGUCCCUAUACCCGGUCCUGAUAGCGCUGACACGACAAACAGUCCUGAAACAAAGCGUGUUCCCCCUCCUGUGUCACCCAAACCUCGCGGCCCUCCAACAGCACCCAAACCAGGAAAACCUGGCGUAGCCUCCACCGCCGUGAGCCCCGCAGCCACCAGCCCCGCGGCCGCCACCCCCUCGCCGACUCCCAAAACCUCCCCCAUUCCCGCUCCCGACACCCCCUCCGCCCCGUCCCUGUCACCAGGGCUCCCCCUUACGUCUCCCUCGCCCGCCCAGAGUCCCUCCACGCCGUCUCCUCACCCCGUCAAACCGCCACGCUCCUCCAUCGCUGGACUCUCCAUCGACUUGGUGGGAGUGCAGGAGGAGGAGGAGAGAAGGAAGGAGAGGGAGCAGACGAAGCACAAAGAGGAAAAUGAGGAAGAGAAGGGGGCGCAACAUGGUUUGGAGGAGACCAGCGCGUCUUUAGCGGCAGCUUUACAGGCUGCCGAGCACAAAAUACAAGAAGACGAUGCACAAAAUGACAAAAAGACAACCGUGUCCAUAUUGGAUGACAUCGGCAGCAUGUUUGACGACUUGGCCGACCAACUGGACGCCAUGCUCGACUGAGCUCCCGGGUUUCGAGUCCUCCUGUCCGUCCUUCGCCGGGUAGCGUCGAGAAACCGCUGCGGAGGCUGCAAAAGAGUGUGUUGCACCCGUGGAUCCAAGAAGGUGUUCUUCACUUGAUGGGUGAUGAUGCCCACCGAGCUCACACACACACACACGCACACACACCUCACAGUACAUGGCCUAUGAUGCUCCGAGCUGACUGAGAAGCACAAUCGAUCUCAUCUCUUCAAACAAGAAGAAAAUAAAAGCACAUGGACUGACUCGAAGGGGAAAGGAAGACAGACAGGAAGCAGACAGUUGAGGGUUAAAAAAAAAAAAACAUGCAAAAUAGGCCGUGUGUGUACUUUUCUGCAGAGAAUGCAGUUGUCCUGCUUCUCUUAUGCGUGGAUGAAGGAGGGCGGUCCACUGAAGCUCCCAACUCGUGUAUGCGUGUGUGUAUCAUGUGUUUCUCCGUUGAUGUCGUUGUUGCUGUUGUCGUCGUCCAGUUCUGAGCGCGUGUCACCCUAUAACAAAAUGUCCUUCCCCCCCCCCCCGAUAAUUCACACUCUUUUUACGCCGGUGAUCGCAACUAUGGGUGUUCAGGAAUCCUAGGGCGGGUACCAAAACACCAGAGGUGGAGGACUUGGACUCACUUGACUUGAUGUUGACUUGAUAUUAAUGAACUUGACUCUUACGGUAUAUAAAAUUUAUCAGAUAAAAACAACAACAAAAAAGACUUUGCCUUUGCUCAGUAAGAUCAGACUUGAGACAUGUAUGACUUACUCCCACCUCUGCAAAACCCAAAUAAACAUACAUUCACUUCCCUUUUUAAUCUUGCUGGUUGUUUUGGUGGUGUGUUUGCUCGAAAUGGAAAUAUUAUGCAACAACGCAUACAAGCACAAGGUGUAAAAUGUUUUGAAAAGAUAAUCGUACAUUUCAAAACUUGAGAAAGUACAUCCAGCAUAGUUCUUGAUAGACAUCGGGGUGUUUGAGCUGCUAGAGCGCCCUCUGCUGUCGGUUAGUAAAACUGCCUCUGCCCCACCUUCAACCCGGUGUCAAUUAUUUAUUUACUCUGCAUCUCUCUGUGCCUUGGUAGCGUUCUUUCAUGCUUUCUUCUGAUGUCGUUGUUUGCCUACUUUUUCCACUUGAAUGAAUCUCCCAGUGUAUCCAUGUUAGAAGACGCUUGUAGGUUUAUGACCAUUGAGAAGCAUUUUUGCAAGCCGUUCUUUAAGCUGUUAGAAGCCAUCUUUGCUCUUUCCCUUCCCUCUAAACUCCCAAUUUCCACAGGAGAAGUCCCCCAAUAAAGAGCCCACCUGUAUUUUUAUGCCCUUCCCAAAAAGAUCCAAAUAUAUAUUUGAGAGAUGGAUAUAUGCGAAUAAUAACAAUAUUGGUGAUGGAUCAGAGGCUAGCUGAUUAAAUCUACAUUUAUGGCUGAAUGUGUUGUGAAAGCUGUGCCACAGUCGGGUCUCAAGGUUUUGUUUUUCUGCUAUGACGAUGCAUUCAUGUACAGAUGUGAACAGAAUAAAUGUAAGGAUUAAACGUG